Messenger RNA from Paramisgurnus dabryanus, 2017 nucleotides. RefSeq lists its product as uncharacterized. Lineage: Eukaryota; Metazoa; Chordata; Actinopteri; Cypriniformes; Cobitidae. The record is from RefSeq and is a predicted model, not a curated record.
CGACAUGUCAGAAGAGCGUACGCGUGAGGUAAAAUGAAAAAUGAAGUGCAGUCGAGGGUAAAGGAAGAUGAUACUAGUACAGUGACCGAUUGGCGCUCAGUUGCUGUACUGUGGAAUUUAAACGCAUUUAAGAUCAGCCAGACCGACCAUAUGUCACUGCGAUCACAAUAAUAAGACCUUUGACUCGGUACGUUAGAUUACGUUUUGUCGGAAGUGUGCUUUAUUGUUAUUGCUCCAAGCGAAACCUACAUUGGUUGAGAAUCAACCGAUCAAAGGAGAUUUUCAGGUUUCCCGGACUGUCUUCAUAGUAUAAUACAUAGAUUAUAAUGGUCAGUGAUUCUGUUAUGCUCUCCGAUCAGACGAUUUCUGGAGGUGUAAAUUAGGCCUGGGAUAGUCAGCGCUCCCCAGUGAGAUUACAACCGAAGGGCGGUGAAAAUCAGCCCCUAAUGGAAGAGAUAGAGACAGAGCUGACCUGCACGGAGCAGGAUGGUUUAGGAGCAGACUUCAUCACAGUGGAACUUGACACCCAGCCUGUCGAAUAUGUGGUGAAGUGGGCCGAGGUGGGCUCCAAAUUUACUAUAUCCUGCGUGAAAAAGGAUGUGGAUGAGGGUACCUGCUUUACUUCCGAUCAGGUGGUCAGAGUGGAUCCGGACGAGACGUUCUUUGUCCCUUACGAGGCCGUGUACACGGAAUGCGAAGACGCGGAACCGGACUUGAUUCCGACGCACGAGGAAGAGGUGGUGAGCGAGUCGGACUUGGACGAAAGCACGGAGCCGGGAAUUAGCGAGCUGUGUGAUGACGAGCACGUUUCGGACGUGUGCUGGCAGAGCCAGACGCCACGUUCCAGAACCUACAACUGCCACGUCUGUGGAAAAGUCUACAGCCAUUCUUCCAGUCUCGCACGCCACCUGCACGUACACUCGGAUAGGUCGUCUUUCCCCUCUUCCUCUAAAGGGUCAGGGGACAACAGAAAGUCUCUCCAUUGCAAUAUGUGCGGAGUGAAAUGCAACGGCAAGCGACUUUUGGCGAUACACAAGAAAUGUCACAAAACUAAGAGACUGCACACGUGCAACAUAUGCGGCAAAACAUUCAAUCACAGCUCUAGCCUGUCACGGCACAGGUUAAUCCAUAAAAAAGGCUUGGAUAAUAAAGUCAGGCCAUUGUACCCGGAUCCGACACCAGCUCCCAUCCUGACCCAGCGCAGUUUCUCACCCCUCAGCGAGGACACGGACAGAGAACCGAACCCCUCGGGAGAACGACAAAAGCAGUACCAGUGCCCGCAAUGCGACAGGGUCUUCAGCCACUCUGCCGCCCUAAACAAGCACCAGCUGGCACACGUGCGACAGCUGCUCAACUCGUAUACGCAGGGCAAAGAUGCGCUCGACAAGUCCUCGGACCUGAAGAUUCGGCUGAAGCUGUGCUCCCGCGACAAACCCAACUAUUACACCCUGUGCAAGAAGAACAAGCGCAAAAAAGGGGGCAAGAAGAGGCUGUGCCUGCCGAACGAAAAACGGCCCUACCAAUGCAGGAUGUGCGAGAAACGCUUCAGCCACACCACCAGCCUCUCCAGGCACGAGCACAUGCACGCCAUCGACAAGCGCUACACCUGCAGCAUCUGCAAGAAGACGUUUAUUCGGCUCUCCAACCUGAAGCAGCACCAGCAAACGCACGCUUCGGGAAAGCUGUACGAGUGCAUGCAGUGCGGGAAGACUUUCGUUCACUCCUCCAGCUUUUCGCGCCAUAAGAAAGUCCACGCACGGAUCAAGCUGUCCCCGAACCAUUGUGAAGAGGAACUGGUCAUCGAUGAGACGGCACCACUGGAAUUUGACUCUGAGUGAGAAAGACGAAAGCUCUGGACCUGUUUUAACACCUGUUAAGGGACAACUGAUAAGAAAAGAUUUAUUGAUGUGUCUUUGAUGGUUUUUCUUUAUCCUUUAUUUUUUGCAAAAAAAGUAAAAUUAGUCAGUUUGGUGUGUGCUCACAAAAAAGUUGACUUCAAUCUAAUAUUCUUGUAAUU